Triticum aestivum (bread wheat) is the source of this 1964-nucleotide messenger RNA. Its product is annotated as F-box/LRR-repeat protein At1g06630-like. Lineage: Eukaryota; Viridiplantae; Streptophyta; Magnoliopsida; Poales; Poaceae. The record is from RefSeq and is a predicted model, not a curated record. The transcript is spliced from 4 exons. The coding region runs from base 1 to 1638 and encodes 545 amino acids. Gene Ontology annotation, molecular function: protein binding.
AUGGCCGGCCGUACGCCGUUCACCAACUUGGACCCGGCGACGGCGGCCGACCUGCGGCACCUGGGCUUCGACCCCCACGAGCUGGACCGCGCCACGGAGCAGCUGCUCACCUACAUCUGCACCGAGCUCCUCCCCAUCGCCCCGCCCGUCUCCGACGGCGUCGACCGCAUCGGCGUCCUCCCCGACGCCCUCCUCCGCAGAAUCGUCUCCCGCCUCCCCAUCGCGGACGCCGCGCGCACCGCCGUCCUCGCCUCCCGCUGGCGCCGGCUCUGGCUGUCGACCGAGCCCGUCCUCAUCGACGCAUUCCUCCGGCCCGACGACCACGCCAACUCGCCGGCCAUCGCCGCCGCCGUCUCCGGCAUCCUCGAAGCGCACCCCGGGCCCUUCCGCCGCGUGCACCUCACCCGCUGCCGCAUGGGCGCGCACCAGGCCCAGCUCGCGCGCUGGCUCCAGCUCCUCGCCGCCAAGGGCGUCCGCGAGCUCGUCCUCGUCAACCGCCCGUGGCCGUGCGAUGUGCCCCUCCCUGACACGCUCUUCACCAUCAGCUCCCUCGUCCGCCUCUACAUCGGCCUCUGGAAGCUCCCGGACACGGCCGGCCUGCGUGGCGCCUCCUUCCCCAACCUCCGCGAGCUCGGCAUCUGCACCGUCGUGAUGGAGCAGGGGGACGUCGAAACCAUCGUAGCCAGCAGCCCCGUCCUGGAGGUCCUGAGCAUCCAGGGAAGCCACAAGGGGCUGCGCCUCCGCCUCGUCAGCCAGAGCCUUCGGUGCGUGCAAAUCUGCAGCUCUGUUGUGGAAAAUGUCACGGUGGUGAAGGCUCCAUGCCUCGAGCGGCUCAUCCUGCAGGGAGGUCGGCAUGCUGCUAGUGGCAUGUGUACCAUGGUCAGCAUUCUUGAUGCCCCCAAGCUACAUUUCUUUGGAUUCUUGGGGCCAGGCAAUCAUGUCCUGGGGAUCGGAGGCACCGUCAUAAUGGCUGGGAUAAAGGAGAGUGCGGCCACCAUUGUCGCAAGCGUUAAGAUCCUGAGCUUAAAUGUGCGUUUUGGACUCCCCAAUGAGGCAAGGAUGGUGCCCAUGUUCCUUAAAUGCUUUCCCAAUGUCGUGCGACUACAUAUCAUGUCCAGAAAAUGUAAUGGGUCUACUGGUAAGCCCAGCCUCAAUUUCCAGGAGGGUCCCACUGAAAGUGCUAUGUUGCACAUCAAAGAGAUGUAUUUUCGUGAGUUCCGAGGGGAGCAAGGCGAGGUUGCCUUCCUCAAGUCGAUCUUCCCAAAGGUGCUGGAGACCGCGGUGAUUAUAAUGGCAAAUCCAAGCUUCACGCCAUUUUCAGUAGCCGUGGCGUUCUCCAAACUGAAGGAGGCUUCUGAGGUCAUAAGGUGCUGCCAAGUGCUGCUUCUUAAGAGUACAGGGCCCGAAGGAGGCAAAGCAUGGAGCUUUAAAGAAGGAAGUGAUUUUUCAUGCGAGGACCCUUUCUCAACAGUGGAGAGCAGCUUGUUCACUCCGGAGCAGUCGAAGUUUAUUGGAUUUGAUGAAGUAGGAAACAGGCAUGACGCCUGCUGCACAAUGCCUGUGAGGAGUGGAAGAUCUUUGGAUGUGCUGAACUAUGAACUGGGCAUGGUAUCUGCUUCUUUUGGUAGCCGCCCCUGACUUUGGUGGCCUUACAUCGCAAACUUUGCGUCGAUUUGUGGCCUGAUUGAUACUGGAAUUGGUAUUUUGCUUGCUGUCUAAUCUGUGCCAUCAGUUUCCCUAAGUUCCCUCCUUCAAAUGUGUGUUCCACCUGGCAGCAUGUUCCAGGACAUGCAGAUUUGCAUCUUCUCACCCCGGUUGAGUUGACAAUCAGUUCAAAGAUAUAUGCAUGUAUGAUCAUAGAGUGCUCCGAUGAAUCACAAGUAGAAUUAGAGCCUUGCCAUUCCUUUCAGGCCUUCCACAUAUCUGAAAGGGCUUUUGCUGCUUUGCAUGUUACUGUGAAUCAC